AUGGGGAUUCCCCGGAGGGGAACAGAUUGUGUGAAAUCUUGUGUAAUCAGAGGGGUCAGAGCAGUACAGCACACCAGUAGAGUACAACAAAUGACACCGUGGGUUCACGUCUAAAGCCAUAACCUUAAUCAUUACGUAGUGAACUAGAAAGUAUGAUCAUGGAUUUGCCUAAAGUGGAGUGGAAGAAAUGGUCGGAGAGGGAGGGAGAGAGAGAGAAUGUGAGGGAUGGAUGGAUAGAGAUAGGGUGCAAAGAGAGAGAAAGUAACAGAUGGGUGCUUGAGGAUUAAGUCAAAUCUGGGUGUAUUUGUGUUAGAAACUCACCCAAGAAAGACGAGCGUGAGAGUGAGGGAGAAAAAGCGAAGGAAGUGAAUAUGGUAGAGAGGACGAAGGAGUGUAGAGGGUCGAUGUCUUUGAAGGCCUUAUAUGGUAAGUUGUUUUCUUUCAUUCCAAUGUGAUUUUUUUGAGCUUCGUUCAUUCACAAACAUCUGUUCGGUAACUUUCAUGCAUGCAUUGUACAACCUAACGGGUGGACAAGGACUCAAUGGAAAGCCCGCCGAUAUGCAGCACGUAGAGAAAAUACAAUGCGUACGGCAAUUGGAAAUCAUAUCUAGGCACAGGUAUUACAAGAAAUGAAACCUAUCUACCUACGAUAGCCUACAAGUAUCCCGCAGGAAGUGUGGAAAGUAGCUUUUAUCUUGGGGAGCUAGUUUUCUACAGCUUCAUAUGUGCUGUAGCACCAUCUGAAUUACAUGGGAAGGAAAAAUGAUACUGCGUGUGUGAUUGUGUGCCGGCUGUCAUAUUUAAUCAUAUUGCAGGACAAUGGGGAUAGGAGAUUUUCUUUGGUUUACCCGUUAAAUUGAUGCAGUCCCUAGACUGCCCCAAAUCUUUUACAGUUUCGAGUGAAGCAAUAAAAUAGUGUCAGAGUAUCUGGAGUUUAUAUGUAUGAGACUCUUCGAAAGGACAGAUUGAUUGACAGUUUGAAAAAAGAAAUUGUUGAAAAGCUGACAGAUUUAAACAAUUGGAAAAUUGAAGGGCUUGUAAUUUGAUAUUUCGGGAGUAAAUUGACCAAGUUUGAAGGAUAUUCCAAAUGUUGGAAUAUUUUGGUAUCAUGAUGGGAUAAAUGAAAUGCCUUACUUUUCUGGAUGAACUUGAAAAUGCCUAAUAUGGGUGUCACUAGGGAGCAGUCUGACUAACUCCUGGUCUUACUGUCACGAGGAAUCAUCUCCAUCAUUAUUUUGUGCUGCAAUUGACAAACAAAUCUGGCAACAACACAGCUAUACACUCUUAGAAAAAUGCCAAUAAGGUUCUUCGGCUGCCCUCAUAAGAGAACCCUUUUUGGUUACAUUUUUGUAAACUAGUAUACGCUCUUAUAGAGUGCAUACAUUUUUCAUUUUGUUUUGUACUGGUCCCCUAUGGGAAUCAAACCCACGACCCUGGCAUUGAAAGUGCCAUGCUUUACCAACUGAGCCACCCAGGGAGAACCUUUUUUGGUUCUCUGUGGAAAGGGUCCUACAUGGAACGAAAAGGGGUUCUUCAAAGGGUUCUCCUAUGCGGACAACUGAAGAACCAUUUUAGCUUCUAGAUAGCACUUUUUUGUCUGAGUGUAUAGUGGUAAUGUAUGCAGAUGUUUCCAGAUGAAAUAAAAAAUAUACAAACAUCACAUCUGUGAUUCUGCCAUCUUCGUCAGAUUGCUAUUCUACAUAAAGACCAUAUCAACACAGAUGGAUUGAUCUUUCAAUGUCUAUUGUCAGGUUGGUGGGUGUAGCUGGUGUAUAAAGUCAGGCGCAGGAGAGCAGAGAUGAGGGAAACAACACACUUUACUCGACAGCACAAAGUAAACAAUUUACAAGGUGCAAAAAGAACGGUUGCCACAAAGCAUGGGUGAUAAACAGCACCCGGUACAAACCAGCCGGAACAUUCCGACCUGAACAAAAUAACAAUCACACACAAAGACAUGGGGGGUUAAACAGAGGGUUAAACAGAGGGUUAAAUACAUGACCAGUAAUUGGGAAAUGAAAACCAGGUGUGUGGGAAAACAAAUGGAAAAUGACAAAUGGAUCGGCGAUGGCUAGAAGACCGGUGACGUCGACCGCCGAACCCUACCCGAACAAGGAGAGGCAUCGACUUCGGCAGAAGUCGUGACAACUAUUCUCUAAGGUGACCAAUAAUGAUUCAUGGAAAUGAAACAGACAUCAGACCAGUACAUUAAACCAUCCGUAUAGUAUGAUGAUGAUGAUGAUUGUGAUGAUGCCAAAGACUGUGAUUAUGAAGAUAAGGAUAAAGACUAUGAGGAUGACCACGAUGACAGGAUGAUGAUUGUGUGGGUGAUUGGGAUUGUGACGAUGCAUAAGAUUGUGACGAUGAAGAUGAUGAUAAAGAUUGCUGUGAUGAUGAUGACGAUGGUGAUCGUCAACGAUGUUGAUCGUGGUCUGUUGACAUAGUCCAAAGUAUGUAUGUAAUCUCAAACUUUGCUUACUAUAUGGAUUACAUCGUUGUCUAAACCUAUUGCCAUGUAAUAUGAAAUGUUUCUACUUAAAAGAGAUUACAGUGAACAGUGAUUUAUGACAGAUUUUUCUGUAAUUUGUUGCCCCUUAAUUACUCCUCCCAAUACUAAUCCAAAUUAUUUGUCUUGCUCUAUAGAUGGUUGGACAGACGUUACGAUCGUGAGGUCAAGUGGUAUUGCCCAGAUUUACCGAGUACAGGGAGAUUAACACAGAUUACGGACCAACAGAGAGGUAGAUUGAGAGAUUAGACUAAUCAUUACAUCAAAUCACAAUCUUCCUAAGAAAGCCGAGAUGCGCGGGAAGAACAGAGUAUGUCCUGAGAAAAAGGAGACAGGAGAGAAGGAUUAGGUGUUGUAUAAAAUGUGGUGAAAUUGAAGCGUUCCUCUUCCAGGAAACGACUGUAUAACAGCGAACACAUGUCAAUUCCAUGUCAUGAAGCUGGAAACACGGGAUGUAGCAUUCAGACGAAAAAUGUCAAAUGUAAGAAAAAUUCAUUCAUUCAAUUUGUUCUUCCCAAAUCUAAAGAUGAAAAGCUCUCUGCCUGAUUGCCUCAGUUCAAAGACUGCGUUGAUUUGCUCAUUAAUCAUCACAAGUCGUUAUCGAGGGACCACAGCUGGAUCAGCGUGUCAAGGGUGGAGGAAUAUCGAGAGGACUCGUUGGAGUAGACCAUGACAGAGGCUAGAGAUGGUUGGACAGACGUUACGAUCGUGAUAUCAAGUGGGAUUACCAAGAUUCACCUAGUACAGGGAGAUUAACACAGAUGAAUGAGGAUUACAGGCUAAUAGAGAGUUCCCUCCUCAUCAUUGUCAAUGCCCUCGCUCUAGCUGGUCUCUCCUCGGUCCUCUGUCAUCCCUGCGUCCAUCCUCUAGCCAGCACCCUCACCCUGUUUCACCAUCCUUCGCCUCAAGCUCCUCUUGAGACACCCCGUCUCUCGCUUCUCUUUCCUGCCUGUCUCCCACCUCUCUGUCUCUCUAUUGGAGGGGCAUUAUUUCUUCUCGCAGUGGCCCUCGCCCCACUCCCAUAAUCCACCAUGCUGGAGAACAUGUCACGAUGCAACCGCUCCCUGCUCUCUUUGUCCCUGACUUCGCUGGCCCUGGCACUGUCCAUUCUGGCCUUUUGCACCUCGUACUGGUGCGAGGGGACCCACAAGGUUGUCAAGCCCCUCUGCCUCUCCCCGGUCAAGUUGAAGAACUGCGGGCAGAACAACAGCCAGCCCUACACCACAGAGAGUCCCACUCUGGACCCUAAGAAGCCGGCAAACAACGUCACCUUGUCGCCCCAGGAAAACGAAGAGCAGGCGAGGCUUCGGAAAAAGGCCCUCGCCAACGCAGUGCACUACAUCUGGGAGACGGGCGAGGACAAGUACAUGCUGCGCUACUUCCACACAGGUUUCUGGUUGUCCUGUGAGGCACACAAUGAGGAGGAGAAGUGCCGAAGCUUCAUUGAAUUGACUCCAGGGGAGACACAAGGGGUGCUGUGGCUGUCAGUAGUAUCAGAGUUCACGUACAUAGGCCUGUUGGCCAUGGGCUUUCUCCUCAUGUGGGUGGAGGUGCUGUGUCUCUGUGCCCGGAAGGAGAUGUACGCUCUUAAGAUCAACGCCUUUGCCGCUAUAUGCACUGUCCUUUCAGGUCUGAUGGGAAUGGUGGCUCAUAUGAUGUACACCACAGUGUUCCAGUUGACUGUGAGCAUUGGGCCAAAAGAUUGGAGACCACAAACCUGGGACUAUGGCUGGUCAUUUGCUCUGGCCUGGAUCUCCUUCAGCUGCUGCAUGGCGGCGGCUGUCUUCACCCUCAACUCCUACACCAAGACGCUGAUCGAGAUGAAGCACCGCGCCCGCGUUCGUCUGGAGGAGGCCCGGGCGGCCAUCCAGGCACCCUCCUAUGACGAGGUGUUGCAGGCGGCCGGGGGCAUCUACUCAGUCAGCAGCCUGCUCCAGCACUGCCAUCAGGGGGCGUUGGUCGACCCCAUGUGUGAGGGAAGGGGGCCGCUGGUGGGCCCGGGGGUUCCAGACCCCAGAGGGCUGGUGGUGAUGGCUGGUGGCUGUGGGACAGAGGGGUGCGAGGACUGCGAGAGGGAGAUGGACGAGAUUGAGGACGCCCUAGACAGGGAAGAGGGGGAGGAGAUGGAGAGAGAGGACUGUGAGAGGUGCUGAGGGAAGGGAGGAGGAGGCGUUAAAAAGAGGUUCUGGCCAUCUGAAACUUUUUUUCUUCUUUUCUUUUUUUAACUGUGAAAUGGACUGCUCUUGAUUUCAGUCAUUGCAGUGAUAAUUAUUUCAGUACCUCCAUCCAUGCAUUAAAUCGGAGUAGCUAAAGCUCUGUAAAACCAAGCACAGAGAGUGAUAUGUAUUGUCUGGGUAGAGAUCAAUAUAGACAAUCACUAAGAAAUGCCUGGCAUUGGCCACAUUUAACAUGUAUAAUAUAUCUCACUUUUAUUCUAUGCAUUUGUUAACCCUGUUAUUACUAUCCUGAUAUGGAUAGUAACUGUCCAUCAUGUCAGUUUUCAUGUCAUGUCAGUUCUUCUACAUGGACUGGACCGAUCCUGGGAAUUGUCUGUUGGGACAACUGUCUCAAUAUCUCCAGUUGACGUCCAAAAAUAGAUGAUUUUAUCUUGUAGUUAAAUGAAGAUUGAGUCAAAGAUUACAUAAACAAAACACAGAGCUUUGGAUGUUAAGACAGAUGGUUUCAAAUGCAGAAGAUUAUGUAAAUUAUCUCCCCAGAACUCUUCUGUACAGAUUCUGUCAGACCUGGGCCCUGACAGUAGAUCUCAGUAGGACAAAAAUAAUGCUGAUCCAAAAAUGGUCCAGUCGCCAGGACCACAAAUACAAAUUCCAUCUAGACACCGUUGCCCUAGAGCACACAAAGAAACUAUAUAUACCUCGGCCUAAACAUCAGCACCACAGGUAACUUCCACAAAGCUGUGAACGAGCUGAGAGACAAGGCAAGAAGGGCCUUCUAUGCCAUCGAAUGGAACAUAAAAUUUGACAUACCAAUUAGGAUCUGGCUAAAAAUACUUGAAUCAGUUAUAGAACCCAUUGCCCUUUAUAGUUGAGGUCUGGGGUCCGCUCACCAACCAAGAAUUCACAAAAUGGGACAAACACCAAAUUGAGACUCUGCAUGCAGAAUUCAGCAAAAAUAUCCUUUAUGGACAAGGUAAAACACCAAAUAAUUCAUGCAGAGCAGAAUUAGGCCGAUACCCGCUAAUGAUCAAAAUCCAUAAAAGAGCCGUUAAAUUCUACAGCCACCUAAAAGGAAGCGAUUCCCAAACCUUCCAUAACAAAGCCAUCACCUACAGAGAGAUG
Salmo salar (Atlantic salmon) is the source of this 5802-nucleotide messenger RNA. The record is from RefSeq and is a predicted model, not a curated record. NCBI's taxonomy places the organism in Eukaryota, Metazoa, Chordata, Actinopteri, Salmoniformes, Salmonidae.